Messenger RNA from Ostreococcus lucimarinus CCE9901, 828 nucleotides. RefSeq lists its product with no specific name. The annotation marks the transcript as partial. Gene Ontology annotation, molecular function: protein kinase activity; ATP binding. Lineage: Eukaryota; Viridiplantae; Chlorophyta; Mamiellophyceae; Mamiellales; Bathycoccaceae. The record is from RefSeq and is a predicted model, not a curated record. Gene Ontology annotation, biological process: protein phosphorylation. The transcript is spliced from 2 exons.
AUGGAGCGCUACGACGACCUCGAGUCGCUCGGUGCGGGCGGUUUCAGCGUCGUGCGCAAAGUGCGCCAUCGUCAGAGCGCGAAGACGUACGCGAUGAAGAUCAUCAGCGACGAACAUGGGAAGGAACGCAUGAGCGUGAACGAGGUCACGAGUGAGAUCGAUAUUCUGCGCGUGUUGACGUCGCCGACGAUGUUGAGACUCGAAGAGUGCCACUGGUACGGCGAUAAGGUGUACGUCGUGACGGAGGUCCUGCACGGGGGGGCGGUGUUGGACGCGAUUUUGCGCAUGAAGAGCGAGCGAUACACCGAGGCGGAGGCGAAGGUGGUGGUGCAGCGCACGGUGCAAGGGAUCGAUUACAUGCAUAAAAAUUUUGUGUUACAUCGAGAUUUGAAGCUGGAGAACUUAUUGCUGCGGUCGAACGAUGAUCUCGCGAGCGUCGUGAUCGCGGAUUUCGGGUUGGCGAGACGGUGCCAAAACCCUGAAGGGUUGGGGUCGUUGCCGCACAGCCGAGGGAUCGAUACCGCGCCCGUGGGUACGCCCGUGUUCGCCGCGCCGGAGGUCGUGGAGCAAAAGUCGUACGGUGGUGCGAUCGAUAUGUGGUCUCUCGGUGUCAUCACGUACGUGUUGCUCACGGGCGCCAUGCCGAGGAGCUUGUGGAAGAGCGCGUUGAAGUACGGACGCGUCGUCCAACGCGAUUUUGGUUUUGAUUGCUUCGAGUGGGACUCCGUGAGUGAAACGGCUCGCGAGUUCGUCAUGUCGUGUCUGGCGCACAAACCGGUCCAUCGUUUGACCCCGGCAAACUGCCUCAAGCAUCCAUGGUUGCAACAA